Hylaeus volcanicus is the source of this 1945-nucleotide messenger RNA. RefSeq names its product hyaluronan mediated motility receptor-like. The record is from RefSeq and is a predicted model, not a curated record. The coding region runs from base 26 to 1654 and encodes 542 amino acids. The transcript is spliced from 5 exons. Lineage: Eukaryota; Metazoa; Arthropoda; Insecta; Hymenoptera; Colletidae.
CUUCUAAACCAGUUGGAUAAAGAUCAUGCAAAAAAUUGGAGAACAUAAUGAACAAGAAGCUUUGAAGUUGGACGAAUGCUUUAAGGAAACUCUAGCACGUACCAGACCUUACGUACUAGAGUUGACAUCUGCAGAAAGUGCUCAAUUAUGCAAAGUUUGGCUUGAUAAAUUAAAUGCUGCAACCUCACAACGCCGUCUCAGAAAUGAAUAUCUCUUAGAAUUAUGUAGGCAAUUGAAGAUGGGUCGUAUCGACGGAAUUUUCAGCAGACCUCCACCUAGUGGAUUUCUAAUUCCAUUGCCUAAGUCAUAUCAUAUGGUUUGUAUUAGUUCAUCUGUAAGCGAUCUAUCAGAUUAUGUUGCGAGACCUCUUCGUAGCUGUUUAAAACCAAGUGCAAAAUGUAUCCAGCACCAACGAAGUAGAUCAUUAAUGAAGCACCGCAUGAUGGACGUCACGAGUACGAGCCAAUGCUUGGACGCAACUAACGCUUCACCAACUGUUCGUUUUCGUAAUCAGAAUACAAUAAGAAAAAGUCAAACAAAAAUUUAUGAGCAGCGUAUCGAUACACUGAGUACUCUUAUUACAGAGCUGCAGACCCAAAAUGAAUAUCUAAAGAAUCGAUUAUUAGAACAUCCGAAACAUUGUAGUAAUAAUAUGGAUAAUCGCUUGUGUGCAAGUAUUAAUCAAUUAACUUCUGAUGUCACUACUUUAAAAGCUAAGCUGCUAGAGAUGCAAAAGAUACAAAAUUCUCUGAAAGAAAACUAUAAAGAAGUUGUACAAGACUAUCACUGUACAGUUGUACAACAGUUUACUGCACUGAAACAUGAAUUAGAAGGGGCUCAAUUAAAAAAUGAGGCAUUGGAUAACAGUGUAUCUGUAAUUGCUGAAAAGCUGGAGGAAAUCAUCCAUGGUAAGGUAAGAAGGAAAAGUUUUAUUUGUAAAAUGAGAAACAUAAAAAUUAUUUUGAAGGAUGAGCAACUUAAAGAAACAGAAAAACAAUGGAUGGACAAAGUCAAGGCAAUAUGUGAACAGUUUGAUGUGUUUACAAAGGAAAAGUGUAAAGAGUUGUAUAUGAAACAGGAAUUCCUUGAGAAGAAAGAUUUGGAAUUAUCACGACAAGAUGCAGGACGAAAAGAAGAAAUUGAAUUGUUGACGAACAAGAUCCAUGAUUUAGAAAUAAAACUGGAGAAGAAGAUUGAAGAUGAGGAGAAAUUACAAAGAACGUUAGUAGAGCAGUACGCGAUGAUGAAAGAAGAACUUAACAAAUGGAGAAAAGAAAUAGAUUACGAGACGCAAACACAAAAUCAAAAUCUCACGUCCAAGGUCUCUGCAUUGAAGAAAGUCGUUUUAAAGCUUGAAAGGUCUAAAGAGAAACUUGAAAGCGAUUAUGAGAAAAGAAUGACGCACGUCAUCAAGAACAAGGAUUUGGAAAUAAAAGCCUUACAAUUACAAUUACAAGAACAAAAAAAUGAAUUGAGUACAUCUCUAAACACAAUGAAACAAAGUGAGGUAGUCAGUAUUGUUACACUGUUAGAAAAACAGUACAAAACAUUGUUGGCAGAAACAGAAGCAACAACAAAAACUCAGACUCAGGAGCAUCUUAGGGUACUGUGCCAUAUAAACUUUACUUUAAAUGUAAGACUACAGUUAAUAUAAGAUUAUAAUAUUAAGAGAUCAUUUUUGAAAACUGUAGAAGAUUGCUGAACUAGAAGACCAAGUACUUAGCAUGAAGAAAUUGUAACUCAAGUUAAUAGAAUAGUGAAUCCUAGACUCUAAAACAUAAAUGUUAUAAAUGUAUAAAUUAUCUUUUUAUUAAUAAACUGUAUACUAACGAGAUUUUACUUUCUUUAACUUCCUCGAUAGAUGAAUUUAAAUAAUUCUUUUAUCUACUAAUUUAGUACAAAAUGAAUAUAAACAAAAUUACUUUUUAAAGUGAAUACUACUGCC